AUGGCAGCCUUUGGCGUUGACGCAGCAUUCAGCUAUAAAUAUAAUCAACAACAAGGAGUUUGUGAUAAAGAUGGUCUUGCUAUGUGUCCUGGAUUCACUACAACUCAUGUGAUUCCGUUUGUAGAUGGAGAGCCUAUUUAUAAAGGAUGCUGCCGUACUAAUAUUGGUGGAUUCCAUGUGACUGAUUAUUUAAAGCAACUUCUUUCACUUAAAUAUCCUUAUCAUAUGUCUAGAUUUACAUGGGAAAAGGUUGAAGACCUGAAAAUGGAACACUGUUAUAUUGCACUGGACUAUGCUUCUGAAGCUCGGUUGUUUCAGAAAGGUGCUAAGGAGGCUGAAGAGAAAGCCAGAUGUUGGCAGCUCCCUUGGGUUCCACCCCCAACUGAGGAGCCUCCUUCUGAGGAAGAGAUUGCUAGAAAGGCAGCAAUAAGAGAGAAACAAGGUCAAAGGUUACGAGAAAUGGCCGAGGCAAAGAGGUCAUCUAGAAUAAACGAAUUGGAAAAUGAAUUGCAUGGUUUGGAAUUUCUUUUAAAACAGCUUGAACAAGUUGAAGAUAGUGAAAUUCCAUCUUUCCUAGCAGAGACUGGUUAUGUCUCUAGGCAGGAGAUAGAAUCUGCCCGCAUUAAAGUUAUGCAAUCCUUAAGGAAAGCAAAAGGUGAACCAAAGAAUGAUCAAGCUGAAACUGAAAAGGCCAGCCCUAAUGCUAGUGAGAAGUAUUCUCUUAUAAACAUCCCUGAUGACAUCCUCACCCCAGACCAGCUUGUUGAAAAGAAGAAACAGUUGUCACUGAAAUCCAUGUCUGAAGGGCGGCAGCGAUUAAAGCAGAGGCGUUAUGAAGAGGAAUUGGAGCGAGAAAGGAAACAGCAGCUAGAGGAGGAGAGACGCCUGUAUGUUUCAUGCUUUAGUUUAUCCAGUUUAACUACAAUUAGAUUGCUUCAUAUUUAUGCAAGUUGAAGAGCUUAUAAUCAUUUCUACCUGGUAAAAUGGAAAAAAGAAAAAUUGAGAGCAAGAACAUUCUCUCUGUCUAGUUUAAGGUUACUAAAUGCCUGAGCACUGAACAAGGUAGAGAAGGGAAUACUGUACUACCUACCUUAGCUAA
Messenger RNA from Cajanus cajan (pigeon pea), 1099 nucleotides. The record is from RefSeq and is a predicted model, not a curated record. Lineage: Eukaryota; Viridiplantae; Streptophyta; Magnoliopsida; Fabales; Fabaceae.